This is a messenger RNA of Hymenoscyphus albidus, 920 nucleotides long. Lineage: Eukaryota; Fungi; Ascomycota; Leotiomycetes; Helotiales; Helotiaceae. The record is from the annotation of a GenBank genome assembly.
AUGUCGGAACAACUUUGGACCUUUGGCGUAGAGCUGGAAUUUCUUCUGGGUGAAGCUAUGCCAGGGACAAAACAAACUGAUGCUCGUGUCGUUCAUUCCCCGCCUACAGAGUUGACCAAAGAAGAGCAUGACGACGAGGUCUGGGCUCAAAAGGGCGAGAUUACCUUUGAGGCAGAACCUACAUGGAACAAUGCGACUGCACAUAUUCUAAAAACCUUGACAGAAGCUGGCAUCGAGGUUGAAAGAGACGGAUCGGGUGGUGACUUUGACGCUCCCGAUCUUACUAAAUGGCAACUCAAGUCUGACAGCAGCCUCGAAAUCUAUCCUGAUUCCAAUCCUUUAUAUAACAAGUAUGCAUGGUAUCAGAUUGAGCUCGUCAGUCCAGCUUUCUGGAACUCCUCCUCAAGCUACCAGGAGGUUCGAAAAGUGUUGGAAUUAUUGAAUUCCACGUAUCUCCUUGUGAGUAAUGCAUCGACAGGCCUGGUACGUAUUUUCCCAAUUUAACUAUUGAGAAAUAUGCUAACAUUGUCACAGCAUGUCCACGUGGGCACAGGAACCAAGGCUGGUCCUAGUUUCGAGUUGUUGAAAAAGGCCGGUGCUUUUUUCUAUGCGUUCGAGCCUCAACUAACAACGCUCCAUCCUGAAAACCGCCAAGGCGGCAGUUAUGCCCAGACUAUAAGAGACACUUCUCGUUUCUCAAUGAAGAGGCAAAGUCGGUACAUAGGACCACCGUCCAUAUGGAGAGGCAUCUCUCAUUUUCUGAACGCUAAAAAAAUUGAAAAUCUCGUUCGGGACAUAGGAGAUUCGUAUAGUAAGAUCCCCUCUCCAUAAUUGAUUUAGAAUUAUAGCUAACUUAUUAAAGACCCCAAGCUUAUGGCCUACAACCACAACGGCCUUCGAAAAAGAAUGUUCUCUAUUAG